AUGGAUUUUCAUUACUGCGAUUGGGCUGGCAGUUCCAAGGGCAUGAAUUCCUUCGUUAAAAACACCCUCGCCGGCUUCGCCAAAGCCAAUCCUCAAAUCGAAAUGACCAUUUCUCCUCGGCCCUCCAAACACCCAGUUAUCAUUGGACAUUAUAUCAAUGGUCGUGAGAAAGCUAUUUGCGUCAGAAAUUUAGAACCGGGGCAGAUAUUAAAAAAGGCAGAGCUGCUAAGGGAUGCGAGUGGAGAGAAGUUGAAGAGGGUCAAGAAACCUGUGCGAAGUAUCAAUGAGAGUGUUAGAGGUAUAUGGAGUCCUUACCAUAGUGGUGGAAUUAAGGUUUGA
Molecule: messenger RNA, 339 nt
Organism: Sclerotinia sclerotiorum 1980 UF-70
Lineage: Eukaryota; Fungi; Ascomycota; Leotiomycetes; Helotiales; Sclerotiniaceae
Product: mitochondrial 54S ribosomal protein MRPL51
Exons: 2
Coding region: 1-339 (112 amino acids)
Biological process (GO): mitochondrial translation
Cellular component (GO): mitochondrial large ribosomal subunit
Molecular function (GO): structural constituent of ribosome
Source: RefSeq, a predicted model, not a curated record